This is a messenger RNA of Rhagoletis pomonella (apple maggot), 1212 nucleotides long. Its product is annotated as peritrophin-48-like. Bases 1 to 1149 code for a protein of 382 amino acids. Gene Ontology annotation, cellular component: extracellular region. Gene Ontology annotation, molecular function: chitin binding. The transcript has 4 exons. Lineage: Eukaryota; Metazoa; Arthropoda; Insecta; Diptera; Tephritidae. The record is from RefSeq and is a predicted model, not a curated record.
AUGUUUCCUGGCGCUAGCAGCAUUUGUGCCUUGGUACUGGUUUUGAUGUGCAGCAGUGCUGCUACUGCCCUCAACAUGACCAACAUCUGCUUGUUAUUGAAAAAUAAUGCUCGCAUAGCCAGCGCAGAUUCUUGCUCAAAUUAUUACACAUGCUCCAACGGUGCUGCUACAUCUCAAAGUUGUUCUUCUGGCACCUAUUUCGACAAGAACUCACAGGCUUGUGUCAGCACGGCUCCAAGCUAUUGCUCAUCAAAUAGUACUACUACAAACCCAUGCGCUGGACACGCUACUGGCUCUUUUGCGGCAGUAUCAGGUUCCUGUACCAACUACUAUUACUGCGGGACCAACGGUGCGGAAGAAGGCACAUGUCCUAACAAUCUCGUGUUCAACCCGACGACCCAAUCGUGCGACUAUUCAAGCAACUAUCCCUGUCAGAGUUCUAACACUAGUUCAAGCGAUGCCAACGCCGUUAUCAACUUGUGUUUGUAUAUCCAAAAGGGAAUCUACUUUGGCAAUGCUUUCAGCUGCGCUGGCUGGCAGAAGUGCUAUAACGAGAGCAGCUUUACUACCGGAUCCUGCAGUAACGAUUUGGUCUUCGAUACGGCGAACGCGAUAUGUAACUAUCCAGCGAACGUUGACUGUUCCCAGGUAACCAAUGACCCCAAUUUGGAUGUCAAUGCAGCUAGUGACGGUGGCACAUGUACAACAAGUGGGGAACUCAAAAAUGCCACUGCAUGCAAUCAAUAUUAUAUAUGUAAUAAUGCUAAAUGGCAGCUGAUAACAUGCAGUACCGGCAAGUACUACGACACGGUAUCAAAGACUUGCGUGAACAGAAAUGUUGCUUACAAUGACUGUGAUCGUUGCUUGGGUACCAAUCUCCAAUUUGUAAACGCAUUUGGUACUAAUUGCACUGGCUACUUGUAUUGCGUAGAAGGCGUUGAAAAGAGUAGUGGCACCUGCCCGACCGGAGACUACUUCAACGAAGAUAUGGGUGGUUGUGUGAGCGAAAAUCCGAAUUACGUAUUCUGUACGAGUGAAUCCUCGUCGUCUGCGACUACAACGAGUGGUAGCACUGAUGAUACCACAGCAUCUGGUGAGACGACUGCUAGCGCAGCAACCACAGAAGCAACCACUGAGGCAGCUAAAUAAAAUAAUUUCAAGUCCUUGCAAGAAGAGUGUAUACAUUUGUACAUAUGUACUCAUUUGUAAUUU